AGUGGCGCAGCCCGGCUAGCUCCCGGAUCCCAGCACAGGGGCAGUGCGGGGAGGAGGAGAAGAGCCCGUGGCAUGGGCUAGCCCCCCCCUGUUCCGCAGCACCCACGCGUCCGGGCCCCGAGCGAGAGCAGCGUGCUCCUGUCUGCGGCUUCCCAGCCUGCCCGUCCCGGCGAUGAGCCUGUAAGCUUCACUAUGAGGCGGGGUGGAUGGAGGAAACGAGCCAGUAAUGACGAUGGCUGGGGGAUAUGGGGAGGAUACAUGUCUGCAAAGGUCCAGAAACUGGAGGAUCAGUUCCAGUCAGAUGCGGCUAUACAGCAACAGAAGGAUGGAACUUCAUCCAAUAUCUUUAGUGGAGUUGCCAUCUAUGUCAAUGGCUUUACAGAUCCUUCAGCUGAUGAAUUAAGGAGGUUAAUAAUGUUGCAUGGUGGCCAAUACCAUGUGUACUAUUCCAGAGCUAAAACAACGCACAUCAUUGCCACAAAUCUUCCAAAUGCCAAAAUAAAAGAACUGAAAGGGGAAAAGGUGGUUCGACCAGAAUGGAUCAUAGAAAGCAUAAAAGCCGGACAUCUCCUCUCAUACAUUCCAUAUCAGCUUUACACGAAGCAGUCAAGUGUUCAGAAAGGUCUCAACUUCAGUACCAUAUGCAAACCUGAAGAUCCGAUGCCAGGUCCUAGCAAUAUAGCUAAAGAGCUCAACAACAGGGUAAAUUGCGUAAUAAAAAAGUAUGAGACUGAAAAUGAGAUCAAAGCCAAUGGCAUCAGUAGCUGGAAUGAGGAAGAGAAAGAAGAAAGUGAAGAUUUAGGCUUUAUGGAGCUGGAGCAGGUCUUUCCUGGGAGGAAACAAAAUGGAAUUCAGCAUCACAGAGACAGCACUGCCAUUUUUAAUGGACAUACUCAUAAUUCUACCAGUGCCUUACAGACACAGGAUUGCGUGGUGCCCUAUGGCAAUAGAGUUGCAAGCAGGUUAUCUCCAGGCUCUGUGCCAGAGAAGGGGAAGACUGAAAAAGGCAUCAUUGACUUUAGAGACUGCACUAUGCAGCAGUUGCAGGAAAGCAACAAAAACACAGAUCUUUUAAAGAACCCACAUAGGACUAUGAGUAAUUCAUUCUCAUCUUCAUCUUUGCACAGUAAUACUAAAAUAAAUGGUGCUCACCACUCCACUGUUCAGGGGCCUUUAAGCACAAAAAGCACUUCUUCAGUACCUACUCAUAGCAAGGCCACUCCCUCGUCAUUGUCCAGACCUUUAGACUGCAGUUUUAUUUCUGACUUUUACUCUCGUUCAAGACUGCAUCACAUAUCUACAUGGAAGUGUGAAUUGACAGAAUUUGUCAAUACCCUGCAGAGAAAAAACAAUGGUGUCUUUCCGGGAAGGGAAAAGUUAAAAAAAUUGAAAGUGGGCAGGUCUGCACUUACGAUAGCUGACACAGGUAAUGUUUCUGUCUUAAGUUCAUCCAAGCAUCAGCGCUGUAUAAUGCACAUGGAUAUGGAUUGCUUCUUUGUAUCAGUGGGUAUUCGAAAUAGGCCUGAUCUCAAAGGUUGUAUUGCUCAGUGCCCCACACUCAGUGGAUACAUGUGGAAGAAACAGAGUGGAAUUCUUGCUGCCUUCUUUCCAGCACUUAGGACCAAGGAAAAGAAGAAAAUACUUUCCCCACUCUCAGCAGCCAAAGGAAAACCAGUGGCUGUUACAAGCAACAGAGGUGCUGGAAGGGCACCACUUCGCCCUGGUGCAAACCCACAGAUGGAAUGGCAAUAUUACCAGAAUAAGAUAUUGAAUGGCAAAGCAGUGAGGACAAUGUGUUCUGCAUUGCCCGGAAUUUCACAUGAAGUGACUCCAUCAGCUCAUGGGGGGAUCUGCUCUGCUACGCUGUGGAAAAGGUCGACGAGCCCAAUGAAGAUAGACAAGAUGACAACAACAUCUCAGGCCAGGGCACAGAAAGAAAAUAGAGUUCCUGAUAAACUGGACUCAUCAAUCGGGGAGAAUCCAGAUUCUGCACAGAUGAAUGGAGCUGACUUGGAUAUCUCUGGUUUGUCAAUGGCUGAAAUUGCAUCUUGUAGUUAUGAAGCCAGACAAGUUGGGGUAAAGAAUGGAAUGUUUUUUGGCCAAGCAAAACAGCUAUGUCCAAGUCUUCAAGCAGUUCCAUAUGACUUCCAUGCAUACAAAGAAGUUACACAGACAGUGUAUGAGACACUGGCCAGCUAUACUCAUAACAUCGAAGCAGUCAGUUGUGAUGAAGCACUAGUAGAUAUCACUGAAAUCCUUGCAGAGACCAGACUGACUCCUGAUGAAUUUGCGAGUGCUAUCCGCACCGAAAUCAAAGACCAGACUAAAUGUGCUGCCUCUGUUGGGAUGGGUUCCAAUAUUCUGCUGGCCAGAAUGGCAACCCGCAAAGCAAAACCAGAUGGACAGUAUCACUUAAAACCGGAGGAAGUGGAUGAUUUUAUUAGAGGUCAGCUAGUUAGCAAUCUUCCAGGAGUUGGUAGGUCAAUGGAAUCCAAGUUGGCAUCUUUGGGAAUUAAAACUUGUGGAGACUUACAAUAUCUUACUAUGUCAAAACUCCAGAAGGAAUUUGGUCCAAAAACAGGACAGAUGCUCUACAGAUUCUGUCGUGGCUUGGAUGAUAGACCUGUUCGAACAGAAAAGGAAAGAAAAUCUGUUUCAGCUGAGAUCAACUAUGGUAUAAGGUUUACUCAGCCUAAGGAAGCAGAAGCUUUCCUUCUGAGUCUUUCAGAAGAGAUCCAACAUAGACUUGAAGCUGCUGGGAUGAAGGGUAAACGAUUAACUCUUAAAAUAAUGGUCAGAAAGGCUGGGGCCCCUGUAGAACCUGCAAAAUUUGGAGGCCAUGGAAUCUGUGACAACAUUGCCAGAACUGUAACUCUUGACCAUGCAACAGAUAGUGCAAAAGUAAUCGGGAAAGAAACACUAAACAUGUUUCACACAAUGAAACUGAAUAUAUCAGAUAUGCGAGGGGUUGGAAUUCAGGUGCAUCAGUUAGUUCCCAUCAAUAAAACCACUUCAGCUGUUUCCUCUCGCUCAUCAGUACCAUCUGGACAUUUACCUGGGGGAUCACAUUCAGUUAUCGAUCUUCUACAUGUUCAAAAAACUAAGAAAUCUUCAGAAGAAGAACAUAAAGAAGUAUUUGUGGCUGCUAUGGAUCUCGAAAUAUCGUCUGCAUCAAGAACAUGCACUUUUCUGCCAUCUCUCACUACCCAUCUGACAUCUGGUCUCAAUCCCAUUACCAGCAAGGCUGAGUCUGCAGUCAAAUGGAAUGGUUUACACACUCCUAUCAGCGUAAAAUCAAGACUUAAUUUAAGUAUUGAGGUUCCUUCACCUUCCCAGUUAGAUCAAUCUGUCUUGGAAGCACUGCCAUCUGAUCUCAGAGAACAAGUAGAGCAAAUGUACGCAAUUCAACAGGGAGAGACUUAUGGUGAUAGCAAAAAAGAGCCCAUGAAUGGGUGUAACAAUGAGUUUCUGCCACAGCCAGUUGGAACAGUUCUCUUACAAAUACCAGACCUCCAAGAACCAAACAGUGAUGCAGGAAUUAAUGUAAUAGCCCUGCCAGCAUUCUCGCAGGUGGACCCAGAGGUUUUUGCUGCUCUACCUACUGAGCUGCAAGAGGAACUUAAAGAUGCAUAUGAUCAAAGGCAAAAGCAGUCAGAGAACAUCAUUUAUCAGCAACCGAUCAGCACCUUUGUAUCAAAGAAUCCUUUAUUACAGUUGAAGCAAGCAACCGUGAAAACUAAGAAAAAAAACAGGAAAAAAAAUCAAAUCAGUCCAGUGAAAAAGAUUCAAAGUCCUUUGAAAAACAAACUCUUGGAUAGCCCUGCAAAAAACAUGGUGGCUUCUUCCAGAAGCCCACAGAAGCUAAUAGAUGGUUUCUUAAAUCAGGAAGGUACAGCCACUGGUAAAUCUCAGGUGGAACCAGUUCCAUCAACCUCAAAUACUUCAGGCCCAUCAGCUGUGCAGACAGCACAGUCUGGCUCAAUUACAUCACGGGUACCAAAUCUAGCUGGAGCUGUUGAAUUCAGUGAUGUAAAGACCUUGCUCAAAGAAUGGAUUACAACUAUUUCAGAUCCCAUGGAGGAAGACAUUCUACAGGUUGUGAAGUAUUGUACUGAUCUGAUAGAAGAAAAGGAUUUGGAAAAGUUAGAUCUGGUUAUCAAGUACAUGAAAAGGUUAAUGCAGCAGUCUGUGGAAUCCGUUUGGAAUAUGGCAUUUGACUUCAUUCUUGACAAUGUUCAGGUGGUUUUACAACAAACUUAUGGAAGCACAUUAAAAGUUAUCUGAACUUAACUUGUAAUAAAGAGCUUGGUGGGAGCCUGGAGCUCUCUGCUAGCUGUGCCAUAAGUGCUUGUGAGGUAUUUGCAAAGUGCAUGAUAGUAAGGCUCUGAGUUUUUAUAAUUUUCAAUUUCUUUUUAAACAAAAAAGUGUUUUGUACAUUUCUUUUCAAAAAGUGCCAAAUUUGUCAGUAUUGCAUGUAAAUAAUUGUGUUAAAAUUCUUUUAUUGUAGUAUAGAAUCUAUUUGCAAAAUGUUUGUUUAUAAAGUUUUAUGGAUUUUUACAGUGAAGUGUUUACAGUUGUUUAAUAAAGAACUGUAUGUA
Messenger RNA from Chelonia mydas (Green sea turtle), 4598 nucleotides. RefSeq names its product REV1 DNA directed polymerase (gene REV1). The transcript has 25 exons. The record is from RefSeq and is a predicted model, not a curated record. Gene Ontology annotation, biological process: error-free translesion synthesis; error-prone translesion synthesis. Gene Ontology annotation, cellular component: nucleus. The coding region runs from base 193 to 4284 and encodes 1363 amino acids. Gene Ontology annotation, molecular function: deoxycytidyl transferase activity; DNA-directed DNA polymerase activity; damaged DNA binding. NCBI's taxonomy places the organism in Eukaryota, Metazoa, Chordata, Testudines, Cheloniidae.